Messenger RNA from Trichoderma breve, 2505 nucleotides. Its product is annotated as glycosyltransferase family 20 domain-containing protein. The coding region runs from base 1 to 2505 and encodes 834 amino acids. Gene Ontology annotation, cellular component: cytosol; alpha,alpha-trehalose-phosphate synthase complex (UDP-forming). Gene Ontology annotation, biological process: trehalose biosynthetic process; cellular response to heat; fungal-type cell wall organization. The transcript is spliced from 5 exons. Gene Ontology annotation, molecular function: catalytic activity. NCBI's taxonomy places the organism in Eukaryota, Fungi, Ascomycota, Sordariomycetes, Hypocreales, Hypocreaceae. The record is from RefSeq and is a predicted model, not a curated record.
AUGGCGCGCCGUGAGUCUCUCUCAGAGAUUCGCGCAGCCAACCCCGAGCUCUCCUUGACUGGGAACAUCAUCUCCGCGACCUUCAACAUCCCCCAUGCUGUGACAUACCACAAGGGCGGCGCUUGGGAUCUGAAGCCUCGCCGUGGUCAGUCGGCCCUCAUCGACUCUUUCGCCUAUCUCUCGUCUGAUGCGACGCCAUGGAAUCAUACUGUUGUCGCCUGGACAGGCGAGAUUGGACACCCUGACGAUGACCCGCUCUCUCCCCCAGACACCCCUUCAGCUGCGGCUACCGCUACCACAGCCGUCAGUUCGCUGUCGGCUCCCGUCCCGAUCGAUGCCACUACGCGAUUGCCUACACCUCCCCCAGUUGAUGGACUCUGGGUCCCUAAGGGAGACCAGACGCGGCUGGAGCAGCAGCUGGCCCAUAGCAAAACCAUUCGCACCGUGCCUGUCUGGCUUGCGGACGAGAGCGAGGCCACCGACGAUGGCAUCAUGCUCAAGGACCAGGCCCGUUGGAGGCGCUAUGCUGAGCAUGACCUCUACACACUCUUCCAUUACAAGCAGCACGAGCCUACCGAUGGCCGCAAGGAACGCGCUCAGUGGGCAGAUUACUACCGUAUGAACCAGAAGUUUGCCAACAAGAUCAUUGAGAUCUACAAGCCUGGUGAUGUCGUCAUCGUUCACGAUUACUAUCUUAUGUUAUUGCCUAGCAUGCUACGCCAACGUGCUCCGAAGAUGUACAUCUCCUUCUUCCUCCAUUCGCCGUUUCCCAGCAGCGAAUUCCUUCGAUGCCUGCCUCGCCGCAAAGAGGUGCUCGAGGGCAUCCUUGGCGCAAAUCUUGUGGGAUUCCAGUCGUACAGCUAUUCGCGCCACUUCCUCAGCUGCUGCACCCGCAUUCUCGGCUUCCCAUCUGACACCCUUGGCAUCGAUGCGUACGGCUCCAGAGUACAGGUCGGAGUCUUCCCCAUCGGUAUUGAUGCCGACAAGGUAGAAAGCACCGCUUGGGCGGAUACUGUCAAUGAGAAGCACGCCGCGGUGCUGAAGAUUGUAAGAGGCGUGGCUCAAAAGCUUCAGGCGUUUGAGCGCUUCUUGGAAAUGUACCCUCACUGGAGAGAAAAGGUGGUUUUGAUCCAGGUCACAUCUCCCACCAGCGUCGAGGCUGAAAAGGACGACCCGGAGAACAAGAAUGCCAGUCGAGUCAACGAGCUCAUCAUCAAGAUCAAUGGUGAAUAUGGCAGCCUCGGCUUCUCGCCAGUGCAGCACUAUCCCCAGUACCUCAACCAGGCCGAGUAUUUCGCCUUGCUUCGUGCAGCCGACAUUGGCCUCAUCACCUCGGUUCGCGAUGGCAUGAAUACGACCAGUCUCGAAUACAUUGUUUGCCAAAAGGACAAUAACGGCCCUCUCAUUCUUUCGGAGUUUAGUGGAACAGCGGGUAGUCUCCGCGAUGCAAUCCACAUCAACCCCUGGGAUAUCACGGGCGUAGCGGAGAAGAUCAACGCGGCACUGACCAUGUCUGUCGAGGAGCGCACCAAGAUGCAGACUAGCCUCUACAACCACGUCACGACGCAAAAUGUGCAGUCGUGGAUCACCAAAUUCGUUCGCAAAGUGCACUCUGUGCUGGCCGAAACCAACUCAAGCAAAUCAACGCCCUUGCUUGAUCGUGCCCUCCUGCUGUCUCGCUACCGCUCUGCAUCGAAGCGCUUGUUCAUGUUUGAUUACGAUGGCACCCUGACGCCCAUUAAUUCGGUUUGGAUUAUCUCGGGCCGAGACCAAGAAUUCCUCCAGCAGCACCUUGGCCACAUCCCCCAGAUUGGGUUCUCCGCUGAGCAUGGUAGCUUCAUGAGAGACCCCGGUAGCGAGGAGUGGAUCAACCUGGCGGAGAAAUUCGACAUGGGCUGGCAAGCAGAAGUCAUGGAGGUGUUCCAGAGAUACACGGACAAGGUUCCAGGUUCCUUCAUCGAGCGAAAGCGUUGCGCCCUGACCUGGCAUUACCGACUUGCCGAGCCCGAGCAGGGCCUACACAUGUCACGCGAGUGCCACAAGGAGCUGGAAGCUGGAGUGGGCCAGAAGUGGGAGGUCGAAGUGAUGCCGGGCAAGGCCAACAUUGAGGUACGCCCUACCUUUAUCAGCAAGGGUGAAAUUGCCAAGCGGCUGGUGGCCACCUAUCACAACCCGGGAGCUGCCCCGACAGAGAAGGAUCCGCACCCUGGAAAGAUCGAGUUUGCUCUCUGCUCCGGAGACGACUUUACGGAUGAGGACAUGUUCCGCAGUCUCAACGGGGCAUCAGGUACGAUCCUGGAUGAUCAACACGUCUUUACGGUUACUGUGGGGGCAAGCACCAAGGUGACGCUCGCCAAAUGGCACCUGCUUGAGCCCGAAGAUGUGAUUGAGUGCGUGGGACUGCUGGCCGGUGCUGGCGACCCAGCCAGCCUCGAGCGUGUGGGAGAGGUCAAUCUGGCAGCUCUCAGCACAGUCGAGGGACACAUCCCGGCCGAGGAGCUGUGA